CUCAAUGGUAGCAGGGGUAACCAUGAUUGAGGUGUCCCUCCUGAGGUAUGAUAACCCAGGUAGUCGACUGAGUGGAGGAGAAUGCUGUGAUGCUGGUAUGUCGGAGAUAUGCAGAGACAAAUGCGAUAACAGGUUCGAGAUAUGCGUCUCUAGUCAAGGGAGUGACAUCGACAUGACAUCUUGCUCCUACUUCUCAGCAAAUACAAUGGAGAUAAUGGACAACUCAGAUCAGUUCACGUUCCCAACUUCCUUACUCUUGCAGGAUGGCAGCAGUCUUCCGAAUCCAUUUACUAUCUCCAUACCUGAUGCUUGGGGAGGAGUCCGGUUCAAGGUGCGCGUCAUGGACGUCGAUACAGGGGGUGAACAACAAGUGGAUAUUCUGGCGAAAAAUAUAAACUAUUACCCAGAUCCAAAUUACGAAUACACUAUCCAAUGGAAACCAGUGCUGUCUGGAACAGGUGAUGGAAGAUUAAAGACAGCAAUGCGGGUUUACUGUGGAGAUGGGUUCUUUGGCCCUCGAUGUCACGUAUACUGCGUGGACGGUCCUACAUACACAUGCGAACCAUUCACAGGGAAGAAGCUUUGUGAAUCUGGUUAUGGUGGAACAGAGUGUGACGAGGACAUAGCGGAAUGUGCAUCAUCACCAUGUCAGCAAGGAGGUUCUUGCGUCGACCUUAUAAACAGUUACCGUUGCGAUUGUAUUCCGGGGACUUAUGGUACCCACUGUGAAAGAAACCACAACGACUGUGACAAUGUAGUAUGUCAGAACGACGGUACCUGUCAUGAUCAGCUCAAUGAUUUCCAGUGCACAUGUACUGAAAAUUUUGAAGGUCGUUUCUGCGAGGUCCUUAUUGAUGAAUGCAUCAGCGAUCCUUGCCUGAAUGGAGCUACUUGCGCGGAUGGUAUUCGAGAUUACAGCUGUAUAUGUGCUGAUGGUUAUGAAGGAAGAAAUUGCGAGAUUGACAUUAAUGAAUGCUCAAGUUCACCAUGUUUUAACAAUGGGACAUGUGAUGACAAAGCUGCAGGCUUUGAGUGUAAAUGUGUUCCCGGCUUUGUGGGAGACUUGUGUGAGGUAAAUGUGGACGAAUGCGAAAGUAUGCCUUGCAAGAACGGCGGAUCUUGCAUCGAUCUCAUAAACUCAUUCGAGUGUGCCUGUUCUACUGGUUACGAAGGAAUCUCCUGUGAGGACAACGUAGAUGAAUGUCUGUCAUCGUCCUGUCAAAACGAUUCUCCUUGUAUUGAUGGCGUAGCAAGUUACACGUGUGAAUGCAAUCCAGGAUUUCAAGGAGUUCAUUGUGAAAUCAAUAUCAAUGAAUGUGCAAGUAGUCCAUGUAUAAACCAAGGUACCUGUCGAGACUUUGUGAAUGCUUUUGAAUGUGUUUGCCAACCAGGAUUCAAUGGCACUUUCUGUGAAAUCAAUAUCGAUGAAUGCAAUGGAAACCCUUGUCAAAAUGGAGGCACAUGCAGAGAUCUAAUAAAUGGAUUUGUAUGCAACUGUGCGGAUGGUUUCGAAGGAGCAUUGUGUCUUACAAACACAGAUGAAUGUUUGAGUGACCCAUGUGAAAACCAAGGAACGUGUAUUGAUGAACUGAAUGGCUUUUCAUGUAGCUGUGCUGCAGGGUUCAAUGGCACUCUGUGCAAAGAAAACAUAGAUGAAUGCGCUAGUCAGCCUUGUUUAAACAGUGCAACAUGUUUGGAUGGAAUAAAGGAAUUUGUCUGUCAAUGCCUAGACGGUUUUCAUGGCUUGCUCUGUGAGAGCAAUACAGACGACUGUGCCAUCGACCCCUGUAUCAACAAUUCGACAUGCGUUGACAGGAUCAAUUCCUUUGUAUGUGUCUGCACUGAAGGAUACGAGGGUAUGUAUUGUGAGCUUAAUACAGACGAAUGCCAAAGCGACCCUUGCAGUAAUGGAGCAACCUGCCUGGAUGGUAUCAAUGAGUACAGAUGCCAGUGCGCAGAAGGAUUUGAAGGGAUUCACUGCACAAGUAACAUCGAUGAGUGCUCCAGUAAUCCCUGUGAAAAUGGUGGCACGUGCUUGGACCAAGUAAAUGGAUUUUUGUGCACUUGUGUAAUCGGAUUUGACGGGCUUCAAUGUGGAAACAAUAUUGAUGAAUGUGCCAGCCAGCCCUGUCUGAAUAACGCCACAUGCCUUGAUGGCAUCAAUAACUACACAUGUGAAUGUAUGCCAGGUUUCAAUGGCGUUCAGUGUGAAACGAAUGUAGAUGAAUGUCAUAGUUCGCCAUGCCAACAUAAAUCUACUUGUAUAGACGGGAUUAAUGGCUUCCAAUGUCAAUGCAAAGACGGUUUCAAUGGUAGUCUUUGUGAAAUAAACAUUGAUGAAUGUGCAAGCCAUCCCUGUUUACACAAUGGAAUCUGUCAAGACGGAGUUAACAACUACACGUGUGUCUGCAUCCCUGGUUUCAUUGGCAUUAACUGUGAAACUGACGUAGACGAAUGUAGUAGUAUGCCUUGCCAGAAUAAUGCUACUUGUGUUGACAGAGUCAAUGAAUUCAUGUGUCAUUGUAAACCAGGGUUUGAAGGAACCCUCUGUGAGGUCAAUGUAGACGAAUGCAGAAGUGCACCAUGUUUAAACAUGGCAACAUGUCAUGAUUUGAUAAACGGCUAUAGAUGCGAAUGUGCUCCUGGAUAUACAGAUGUUCACUGCGAACAAAACAUCGACGAAUGCGAAAGUUCACCUUGUCAACAUGACUCUACCUGCCUUGAUGACGUGAAUGGAUUUAACUGUGACUGUAGUCCAGGGUUCGCUGGAACUCUUUGCGAAAAUAACAUGAACGAGUGCUUGAGCCUUCCUUGUUACAACAACGGCACAUGCCGCGAUGGGAUUAACAACUAUACAUGUGAGUGUCUUCCUGGUUUCAGUGGCAGUAGAUGCAAGAUCGAUGUUGAUGAAUGUGAAAGUUCUCCUUGCCAACAUAGCUCGACAUGCGUCGACGAAAUAAACGGAUUCCGAUGUCAAUGUGCAUCGGGCUAUGAUGGCAUAUUCUGCGAGGUCGAUAUAAAUGAAUGCAUCAAUAAUCCAUGCAAAAAUGGCGGAACAUGUGUAGACUUGAUCAAUACUUAUGAAUGUCAAUGCAUGGAUGGAUGGGAAGGAGCUCGCUGCGACAAUGAUACUAAUGAGUGUUUAAGCAACCCCUGUCAAAAUGGGGCCACUUGCAGAGACCAAGUAGGUGGAUAUGAGUGUGCCUGUGUGCUUGGAUUUACAGGCGUAACGUGUGAAACAGAUAUAGAUGAGUGUUUAGAGAUACCUUGUCUAAAUAAUGGUACAUGCGAAGAUGAUAUUAACAGUUUCAUUUGUCAUUGCGCUGUUGGGUUUAGUGGAAAAUCAUGUGAAGAAAACAUAGAUGACUGUGAUCCCAAUCCGUGCAGACACAACUCAACGUGUGUAGAUGGUAUUAACCAGUACGUUUGUUUAUGCAGACAUGGCUAUGAUGGUACGGUCUGUGAAAUCGACAUCAACGAUUGCAUGAACUCUCCCUGCCAUAACAACGCCACGUGUAUUGACAAAGUCAACGAUUUCGCAUGCGAAUGCACUGCAGGAUACGAGGGUAGAUUGUGCGAACUGGAUAUCAAUGAAUGUUCCAGCCGACCUUGCUUAAACGGUGGCAACUGCACUGAUUUAAUCGAUGGAUACAGUUGCCUCUGCGAUUCCGGGUAUGAGGGUUUGAACUGUGAUGUUGAUAUUGACGAGUGUGUAAGCAUCCCGUGUCAACACGGGGGUACGUGUCAAGAUCUCGUCAAUAGGUUCCAAUGUUCUUGUCAUGAAGGUUACGACGGCACUACAUGUGACAAUAACAUCGACGAAUGCCAGCCUUCCCCGUGCCAGAAUGAAGGUAUCUGCGAAGAUGGAAUCGCGUCUUAUCAGUGCCUUUGCCUACCUGGAUUCGAGGGCGCCAAUUGUGGAAUAAACAUCCAAGAAUGUGAUUCAUCGCCGUGUAGUGAGAACCAUACCUGUAUAGAUGAGAUCAAUGGUUAUAAUUGUCUUUGCCUUCCUGGCUUUGAAGGUGUCCAUUGUGAGAUGGAGACGAACGAAUGCCUGUCAUCCCCUUGUCGACACGGAGGAACGUGCUUGGAUCAUGUCGACAGCUUUACAUGUGCCUGCCCUUAUGGUACGACAGGAAAAUUAUGCGAGACCGUCACCAAUGCCUGUAUUAGCCAGCCAUGCUCUAAUAAUGCAACGUGUGAAGAUACUUUAAAUGGAACAAGUUGUAUCUGCCCUCCUGGCUACACUGGUGAGUUCUGUGAAUCUCUGGAUCUUGGACUGUGUGGCGCAUCUUGCAUUAAUGGUCGAUGUGCAGUUUCUUUUAGUCCUGAAGGAGAAGUGAUCCACAAUUGUUUAUGUGAGAAGGGCUUUAUUGGGACCAACUGCGAUACAGAAAUUACAGCUAUAUGCUCAAACAUCCUUCUCACAAGUCACCAUCCUACGAAUAACAUGGUAAAUGUGGCGACGAAGCUAAGCAAAAUUAUCAAGAUGUCAUACGGAGAUAGCCUAGAAGAGCCUAAGAACAUUGAAGUAGUCAUCAUAGCAUCUGCGAACGAAAGCUCACAACUAUCAGGGAGCCCUUACACAAAUACAACAUUCUAUACAAUGGUGAACAACAGACCACUGAGUCAAGACGAACAGGAGAGAAUUUUGAAUUCGAUGACAAAUGAAGAGAAAGAUGUUAUCAUGGACCCUUUUCAAAUAUUUGAAGAUACUCCAAUAGUACCAGAGGAAAGUGGAAAGAAGGCUGGCUGGGGUUGGAGGAACUGGGUGAUACUAGUUUCACUCGUUUCUAUCAUCAUAGUUUUACUCAUCGCCAUUGGUUAUGUGGCAACGAGAUAGUACAUACUUCAACUGCAUUUUUUCUGUCCUAUGCCAUAAUUUUAUACACUUUUUGGAAAAAAAUGUUUCGCUUCUCAUUCUCGCUUUUCCAUUGCAGUUCAUAUUCUGUAAUAUAUUUGUAUCCUGUCUUGCUUUGAUAUAGGCUUGGCCCCUUUCACCGUUGGUAUAUUGUCGUCUAUCAUAUUUUUGUCCACAAAAGUAAAACUUUCUUGAUAUACCUGUCUGUCAUGUCUUUAUCCUCUGUCUUGCUUUUAAUAUAGCCUUGGCCGCUUCAUCGUUGGUAUAUCUUCUUAUUGCUACCGUUAGUAACGGUACUCUUUAUCAUCUUUAUCAUCGCUAUUAUAAUCAGGUAGAGAGAUAAUGCUGCAUGUCGCAUAUUACUGAAAUGUUGCAUCUUCACCAUAUUUGCAUCUUGAUUUGGGAUGCUUUGGGGGAAAGUGAAUAAAUAUGUGAUUAUGUUUUGAAAAAGUAAACAACAUUAUUACAGUUCGAAUUAAUGUGUUCCAAAGUGAAAAAAAACCAGUGACAGGGUGAUUGACAAGUUGUUUAGAUGUAAACUAAGAGAAUAAAAAGGCAAAUUAUGCAAUGAUAAAUUUACGCCUAGAAGUCUAGAGAAUGCGAGUUAAUAAAAUGAUGCAUUUUGCACUUUACACUUAAUUUGCACGUAAAAUGAUAAUCCAGCUGUACAAAAUAAUAGACCAUUCCACG
Lytechinus pictus (painted urchin) is the source of this 5551-nucleotide messenger RNA. Its product is annotated as fibropellin-1-like. The coding region runs from base 5 to 4843 and encodes 1612 amino acids. Gene Ontology annotation, molecular function: calcium ion binding. Gene Ontology annotation, cellular component: membrane. Lineage: Eukaryota; Metazoa; Echinodermata; Echinoidea; Temnopleuroida; Toxopneustidae. The record is from RefSeq and is a predicted model, not a curated record. The transcript has 10 exons. Gene Ontology annotation, biological process: cell communication.